UUAUUAUAUAUGUCCCUACCGCCUGUCAAUACUGCAAUCAUUAAUCGAUCGAACUUGAGUCGUGAGAAAGUAUCCACGUAUAUACAUCACGUAUUUGCAUCAUCAGAAGGCUUUCAAAAAUAUACUUUGCCUGUGUGCUUGUGGUUCAAAUGACUCCACUCUUUUGAUUUGUAGUAGUUCUAUACUAGAAUGAGAAAAUCUGGCUUGUUGAGUGACUUGUGUAGAAAGCAUUGAUUGACAGCAUUCUUGGACUACCUGGGAGAAUGUUUCGUCGGCCUUUUGCGUGUUUUGCGUGCUGUGAUUGAAUUAAUGACCAGGACACAAUGCGCUGCAUGGACUUCGGAUUUUGGGUCAUUGUGGAGUGCAUUUUUCUGCUCGUUUUUCAGACUUCGUCGCUAAGAGCGCAAAGUCAGACCGAGGGCUCGGUGCGGCUUAGACGGGGCAUCAACAGUCAGAGCGGCUAUGUGGAGAUUUUCCAUGACGCUGAGUGGGGGAGAGUGUGCGACACGGACUGGGAUCACGCUGAUGCCCACGUCGUUUGCAAGCAACAAGGUUACAAUGGAGCCAAAUUCCCAGCAUCAAACUUCACAGAGCCCCCAAACCCUGGUCUCCCAAUAAUCCUCGACAACUUACAGUGCACUGGACGGGAGACAGCGCUCGCCGACUGCCCAAAGGGCGAAUGGGGCCAAGUGACGACUGGGUGCCAGACUGCCAAAGUGGAGUGUAUGUCCUACGUGCCUCAGUUCAUUGGUUGCUUCUCAGAUGACUUGGAUCGCCUCCUGCCGGACUACUCCGGCCACUGCGAGCAAGGUCUGCAGGACCCCCGUUGCGGCGGAUGCGACUUCACCAACAAAUCCUGCGACAGCGCGUCCAUGACCGUGGAGCUGUGCAUCGAGAUCUGCUGCAAUGACAACGGCUUCAUCUACGCCGGCCUGCAGGGCGGGGACGAGUGCUACUGCGGGAGCGCUACGGCCCAGUACGCCAAGAUCGGGAGGCUUCCAGAGGUGCUGUGCAACACGCAGUGUUCUGGCAAUCCGGAGCAGUCUUGCGGUGCGGAUUACAAAAUGGAUGUCUACGACUGUAGCUCGGGUUGUGAAGCUCCAAACGUCAACAAAGUAAACCUUCGCACGUCCCCGGCCGUGGUGCAAACAACACUGUACAAGACAGGGCAAGCACUGACCUUCUUCUGUGAGCCCGGUUUUCAGCUGCAAGGGGCUACGACCAUCUCAUGCCAGCCAGGGGGACCGUGGAGCGCCCCUGUGCCUGAUUGUGUGGAGCCAACCUUAACCGAAACGCCCCCUGCUAGCAGUCCUUGUUCUUACCCAACGACUCUGCCACAAAAUGGAAUCUACACGCCUGCCGCCGUGUCGUUUCAACCGGGCUCCGCCGUCCAACUCUCAUGUGAUCCUGGCUACCAGAUCACGGGAAAUCCGACGCGUACAUGCCGCAGCAACGGAACAUGGACAACGGAGGACCAUGCAUGCUCAGUUGUAGACUGUGGUCUGUUACAACAGUUCCCGAAUGCAAUCCCGUCAACCUCAGCAACUACGUACGAAACUAGUGUGACGUUCACUUGCGAGUCGGGGUUCGAAUUGACUGCCGGCUCUACGGGCAAGACAUGUGAUGCUUCGGGAAACUGGAUCGGCCCAGACCCGCAGUGCGCAGGUGGAUCUACCUGCGCCUUACCGCCCCUCCCGACCCGGGGUCUGACCACACCGUUCAGGGACUCCUAUCAGCCCGGCGAUGACAUCUUCUUUUCAUGUUAUACCGGCUAUAGGAUUGUUGGCGCCACCAGUGCCACUUGUCAGAACGACGGGACUUGGAGUGACAGUGUGCCAACGUGUGAAAUCGUGGACUGUGGCGCCCUCCCCCAGUACCCUUUCGCCACGCCCAUCACAACGGCAACAGUAUUCGCGACCUCGGUAACCUUCCGGUGUGACGACACCUACGAGUUUGCGAACGGCGCAACGCCAUUCAAGACGUGUGACCAAAACGGCCGGUGGGUUGGCAUCGACCCUGUUUGCGAACAGUCUGUGUGUCCUCCUCUGCCGAAAUACUACCAGGCGGUUCAGAGCACAGAUGUAAUAGUCAUUAACACCGUGGUGACUUUUACCUGCGAAUCUGGAUACGAACUUCGGGACUCCAACCCUGCCCCCACGAAGACUUGCACCAGUGGAGGCAUAUGGGCGGGUCCAGAUCCAGUCUGCCAACGUUCGGGUUGCGCGCCCCUGCAGUCCUAUCCCAACGCCAUCAAAUCGACCGACGCCACGGACAUCGGAACCGUCGUCUUCUUCACCUGCCGUGAGGGGACAGUCAACCUACUCGCUCCCGACGAACCGACCAAGACCUGCUCGCCGGACAAGGAGUGGGUCGGACCCGAUCCAAACUGUGUUGUUGACAGAGAUUGUGGACUGCUGCCGGCGUUCCCACACACCAUUCCAAGUACAACGCUGACCAAUCUCAACACGGAGGUGUCCUUCCAGUGUGAAGCCGGAUACCAGUUGGUUGGAAGCACAGCAAUCAAAAGGUGCACUCAGCUGGGAUGGCAGGGAGCCAAUCCCACUUGCCAGGAGCUGACUUGCGGACCUAUACCCACCUUCCCUCACGCCGAAGUCCAAAACCCAUCUGGUAGCCAACGAGUGUCUACCACCGUCACCUACAUCUGCCAGGAGGGUUACGUGCAUCAAGGAGGGGACGGGAACCAGCCGUUCAAGACGUGCAUGGAUAAUUUGAACUGGGAAGGAAUCGACGCCAAUUGUCAGGAGCUGACUUGCGGACCAGUGCCCAUCUUCCCUCACGCCGAGGUCCAAAACCCAUCUGGUAGCCAACGAAUGUCUACCACCGUCACCUACAUAUGCCAGGAGGGUUACGUGCAUCAAGGAGGGGACGGGAGUCAGCCGUUCAAGACGUGCAUGGAUAAUUUGAACUGGGAGGGAACCAACCCCAAUUGCCAUGCUGUAGACUGUGGCCCGCCAGACGAGGUACCCCCUGGCGUCAUCACCAACGGCACAGAUUACACGUUCAACAGCAGUGUGACCUACACGUGCAACAGCUCAGAAGAGUUCAUCGUCGGAAACGCGACCGUCUACUGCCUGGCCACCGGGAACUGGUCGUCCGACGUGCCCGACUGCGAUGACGUAUACACAGGAGCUGAAAGCGAUCCCAGGAAUAUUCCAUACUGGGUCUGGAUAAUUCUCCUUGCUCUCGUCGUGUGUCUCAUUUUUCUCAUAGCGUCGUACAUCGUCUACAGGGUGCACACAAGGCCGUACGAAAAGUACAAGAAAAAGAAUGCCGACAGUAGUGCACCCGGUCACGACCCCCCGCAAGUACCACUGCACGGUAUCGCCAUAAGCGACCCACAUCAAGUCGCCAGUGCAAACUACGGAAUGGCCCACGACGAGGAAGGUGACACCGGCGUGGCUUCCAACGAGUCUGAUCUACAGGAUGUGUCGCUGGGAUCAGAAUCAAAUUAUCGCUACCUGGGCAAUCCGUACGCGGAGUCCGUCCGCAGCGGCUCUGUGCACCCGGCGAGCGGCACCAACGACUCCGGCAUGUACCCGUCAGACCCCGAGAGCAACUCGGUCGGUACUGACGUCGCUGGGGCCGGGUACGGCGGGGAGAAUGCGGGAUCGUCCGGGAAACAAGCUGGAGAUAACCAUGACGGGACAAAGCAAGAAGACGUGGAAAAGAAGGAGAAGGACUUCGUUGACGACAUGCUGGAUUCUGCUAAGGAAAAACUGGAUAAUUGUGUCGUUCAGUGAACAACGCAGAUUUAUAGCUUGCAACAGACAUUUAAAUGGUACUUAAAAUUUUGAUUGCCGCUGAAAGAUUAAUCAGUUUAACCUGCGUGCGGAUUUUAUAUCUGGAUUUCCAAAAUUAUUUCUUUCUGCAGAGAACCCGUGACAAGCUGCUGUUCAUGUAAAUAAUUAUACUGGACAGAAAUAAACUACUUAUUAAGUACAGAAAAGGUACUUUAGGAACGAGGUCGUUCCUGUUUUCGAUUUUAAAUAUUUGAGGAACAUAAAGGUGUUAGAUCAGUCAUGUACGGUGCGGAAUUUCUUAACAGACUGCAGUAUAUAUUCACUAACUCUUAAAGACUUUCUUAUUUGGGUUCAAAGUUAUAGAUGGGAUAUGACGUCAUAGCCGUAAAUUCCGCGCUUGGUGUAUUGACUAGCAAAUAAUCUGAUGAUGAUGCAACUUGCUUAUAAUUUUUUAGUCUUGCGCUUUACGUAUCGAUAUUUCACAAUAACAGACGAUACCGGGAAUAGAUUGCGACAGGAGUCGACAUUCGAAUAAAUAAAAUGGCGUCGAA
Acanthaster planci (crown-of-thorns starfish) is the source of this 4312-nucleotide messenger RNA. Its product is annotated as CUB and sushi domain-containing protein 3-like. The record is from RefSeq and is a predicted model, not a curated record. Gene Ontology annotation, cellular component: membrane. NCBI's taxonomy places the organism in Eukaryota, Metazoa, Echinodermata, Asteroidea, Valvatida, Acanthasteridae.